Molecule: messenger RNA, 3463 nt
Organism: Anopheles darlingi
Lineage: Eukaryota; Metazoa; Arthropoda; Insecta; Diptera; Culicidae
Product: sodium-dependent nutrient amino acid transporter 1-like
Exons: 6
Coding region: 1387-3156 (589 amino acids)
Biological process (GO): sodium ion transmembrane transport
Cellular component (GO): membrane
Molecular function (GO): L-amino acid transmembrane transporter activity
Source: RefSeq, a predicted model, not a curated record
CUAAGGUGUUAACGCUUAUUUUCGAGAACCUGUUAGCGAAAAGGUUACCUCUAGAUCAUCCAUAUAUGUCAUAAAACAUUAGGCUCCUAUUUCGGAAAUCAGAUGCAUCAGAUGACCUCACAUGUAUUCAAUGUUCUGGAUUGGCUUUUUUUUAAAUAUGACAACCACCUGACAGACUAAACCCCAGCAAAUGAUUCCAUCCAUAAAAGUCUAACGGCAUAUUCAACGGACUGCCCUUACCAUCCAUCGGUGCAACCGCAGGCGUGCAGGCGAAGUGCAGGACGCACGGUGUCUCCAAUUUCAUACGGCACCCGGAUUCGGUUCUUUCGAACAUUGCGCCAAAAAAACAAUGCGCUCACUCACUAACCGGCUAAACCGAUAAGAGAACAGCGUGCCUUCGGUGACAUAAUGGUGGUCCCCUACCGACAGUGCCAUGCUGGAUUGCGUCUACACUGUUCUAGCGUACCAGUACCGGUCGCCUUGGUAACGAGGAUUUUCUGUCGCGAGCUGUUCCGGGGAUCGUAUUGCAGAAGCACCUUUUCGCCGAAUUUCCCUCCGAAAAUUACUGUCCCCUUCCCGGAUCGGUGGCCAAACGUUGGAUCACAUUACCUCGCGCAUGUUUUUCGGUGAUUUUCGGGUUCGGGAACUGACGCACAAGGCCCCCGGGGGCCGGUGGCCCCAAGAAACGGCCAGUUCUGGAGCGCCGGAGCGCAGUGCAGGUCCAAGCGACACAUUCGACGCGGUUCUAAGGCUUCCGUUCCUAUGGCGAACCGUCGUGCAGCGGCGUAACUGCGCUUGGCUUUGAUGGCAUCCGGGGGGAGGGGGCUAUCUUCGCUAGACGCACCCGAGCCACCCCUCCCCCCGGGGGAGGAAGGGGGACAUUAUAAUCGUAGCGAGUCAUUUACACUAAUGGCCGUGCUGGAGGUAUCCGUUUCCAGGAACCCUCUGUCUGCUGGCGUGAUAGGAGCGCUUAGGUGUACCCAGUCCAGUACCGUCCAGCGGUGUCAGUCUGCAGGUGAUCGUCCCAGGCAUCGGUGCUCAUCACGGUGGCUCACCAGUGCAGAACAGGACCGUGCAGGACCUGGUACCAAAAAGGGGUCUAAAUCGCAGAUCUAAACCUCGCCUCGCGGCUGCAAUCGGUGCCACGAUCCUAGAAUCGAAAGUGAAGUGCGUCGUAGCGGGCUUAAGUGGACAUAAUUGACCUUAAUAUAGACGAAUAAUCCGGCCUACGAGCACGAUGAGCCAGUGGCAGUGAGUCUGCAGCAGUCGGAAGCGUCUUUCAGCACCCCAGCACCGGCAUCGAGAGUCGCACCGGCAGACGAACAGGAAACCCGGCCAAACGGAACGGAACGUAGCAGCAGCAGCAACAACGAAACAACGGGCGAGAUGAAGCUGAUGAAGAACAUCCAGAAGGUGCAGCGCGAUAAGUGGGGUAAGGAUAUCGAGUUUCUGCUGUCCUGCAUCGCCCUAUCGGUCGGGCUGGGCAAUGUCUGGCGCUUCCCGUUUACGGCAUUGGAGAACGGGGGCGGUGCGUUCGUCAUCCCAUACCUGAUCGUGCUGCUACUCGUUGGGCGUCCGAUCUACUACCUCGAGAUGCUCGUGAGCCAGUUCUCGAGCCGGGGCUGCAUCAACGUGUACGAUGCUUCGCCAGCGAUGCGCGGUAUCGGUGUCGGUCAGACCUACUCCACGUUCAUCGUGAUGACGUACUACGCGUCGCUGAUGGCCGUCACCAUGCGCUACCUGAUCGCAUCGUUCGGUGAUCCCCUGCCGUGGAGCGAGUGCAACGAUGCCUGGAAUGCCACCUGUAUCGAUUCGCGGCUCAUCACCAACCUAGCGGACAACACGUCGACCCUGACCACCGCUGUGACGUCGGCCGAGCUCUACUUUGUCAAAGACGUACUAAAGGAGGCCACCAGUAUACACGACGGUAUCGGGAUACCCGACUGGCGGUUGGUGCUUUGCCUGCUCGUACCAUGGACCUGCAUCUGCCUGACGCUGAUCAAAGGUAUCAAAAGCUCGGGUAAGGUAGCAUACUUUCUGGCCAUUUUCCCGUACGUCGUGAUGCUGGUGUUGCUGAUACGUGCCUGUACGCUGGAGGGUGCGGGCGAUGGUAUGCUGUACUUUAUCAAGCCCCAGUGGGACCGUAUACUGGAGGCGAAGGUGUGGUACGCGGCUGUGACGCAAGUGUUCUUCUCGCUCACGAUCUGCUUCGGCAACGUGAUGAUGUACUCGUCAUACAAUCGCUUCACCAACAAUGUCUAUCGAGAUGUGACGAUCGUGUCGGUGAUGGACACGUUAACGUCUAUGUUGGCCGGAUUGAUCGUAUUCGGAGUGAUCGGCCACUUGGCCCACGUGCUCGAUGCACCCAACAUCCAGCAGGUCGUACGAGGUGGUACAGGGUUGGCCUUCAUCACCUACCCCGAUGCGAUCGCCAAGUUUUCCUUCUGGCCGCAGUUCUUUGCGAUCGCCUUCUUCCUGAUGCUGUUCGUGCUCGGUAUAGGUAGCAAUGUCGGUAUGGCCACCACGAUCAUGACGGUGAUCCGGGAUCGGUUUCCGGGUCUGCAGCCGGCCCUGGUGGCGAUCGGUAUCGCGAUCGUUGGCUUCUCGAUCGGUGUCAUCUACACAACGCCCGGUGGUCAGUAUUUGCUGGAUUUUCUCGACUUCUACGGUGCCUCAUUCGUGGCGCUCGUGCUGGCAGUGUUCGAGAUGUUCACCUUCUCGUGGAUCUAUGGUGUGAGCCGUAUCUGCCGCGAUAUCGAGUUUAUGCUCGGCAUCAAGACCGGACUGUACUGGCGCAUCUGCUGGGGAUUCAUUACGCCGGCCAUGCUGACCGCCAUUUUGCUCUACCACAUUGCCACGUACGAAACGUUCACCUUCAAUGGAUACGUAUACCCGGAUGGAAUGUAUGCCUUCGGUUGGUGCAUCUUUGCGGCCGGUGUGCUACAGCUACCGGCCUGGGCCAUCUAUACCUUCCUGAAGCGCAAGGAACCGGACUGGAAGGAUCGGCUCGUGCACUGCUUCCGACCGACGCACGACUGGGGACCGGAAGAUCCUGAGCUGAACGCCAAGUAUCACGAGUCCGUGUACAAAGACGAACAAUCACUGCCACGCGAUCGUUCUAUCGCUCGGCGCGUCUACGAUAAUGUUUUCAGUUGAAGCAGCAUCGGUUGUUGGUAAACAUGCCGCAAAUGACGGUAAUCUAGCGAUGCUCUUGCGAUAGGAAGAUUAGUUAAACAAAUAAAGCAACGCGAAGCUGCCCCAUUGUCACGCCAGUAAUUAAAAGGGCGAACCGUUAGUCGCCAGAGUGGAGCAUUGCGGCUCUGAUUAACUUUACCAUACUAGGCUAAGCAAGUGCGUCGAUUCGCUUACGAUUCGUAGAAUUUAACAACUGCCUUUGACGCAUAAAUAAUGGCGCGGUUAAAUGAUAUUUAAGGCAAAUAUACUACACACAAUGAUAUUUCGA